CACACCCUCUCUCCCCACUCUGGCGCACACUCCCCUGCUCUCUCUUUCUGCCUUGCGCGGAGCGAGGGGGAGAGAACCGGGAAAGGGGAAGAAUGAGGAAGACGUCCACCGCGCUGCGCGCCUGGUCUCAGCGACUGCGGGUUUGCUGAUGAAGCAUCGCUCCGGUCACCCGAUCAUACAGGUCACUCAGGUUGCGCUGCGGGGAAACGAGGAGUUGGCAGGAACGAAAGAUAACGGCAAGAAAUAAAAACAAAACUGUGCAUGGGAAUCCGGACUUCUCUGCCCUCCCUUUGUGCGUCUCGGUCGUUGGAUACGCUGUCUUGGCCAGCGUAUAAGAGCUCCCUGCGUCUCCAUUACCAGUCCCUACUACAGGCUUACCUCUACUACCACUCCUCCUCCUCCUGUUACCCAUUCUGCUUUUUGCAAGAGCCAUACUGCUGAUUUUCUUUUUUUUUUUACUAUCAACUCUGAAUUGAGGAGACGCGCACGAUUAUAAAGGUUGAAAAUUCUCCAGUGUGAUCUCCCAGGCCUGGUCGUGUUGUCAGCAUGGGCUGCUGGGAUUGCACCACCAUCCUGUCGCCUGCUCUGAGGCUAGCAGUUGUUACUGGGAUUCUCCUCCUUAAGCUCCAUCCCACGCUGGCUGGUGCCCCUCCUGAGCCAAACCUGGGCAGCUCAGUUUUGGCGGUGUCCACAAACAAAACUGAAUGCAGCAAAGCUGAACAGUGUGAAAAGGGGGUCCUGCUACCUGUUUGGGAGCCCCGGAACCCAUCAUUUGGAGACAAGGUCGCACGGGCUACGGUGUAUUUUGUGGCUUUGGUUUACAUGUUCCUUGGCGUGUCAAUCAUUGCAGACCGUUUCAUGGCAUCAAUAGAGGUCAUCACAUCGCAGGAAAAAGAGAUCACCAUCAAGAAACCCAACGGAGAAACCACCACGACUACGGUUCGGAUCUGGAAUGAGACAGUGUCCAAUCUCACCCUCAUGGCUCUGGGCUCCUCUGCUCCUGAAAUCCUUCUGUCUGUCAUAGAAAUCAUAGGUCAUGGCUUUCACGCUGGCACACUAGGCCCCUCUACCAUUGUGGGGUCUGCAGCGUUCAACAUGUUUGUCAUCAUCGGGAUUUGCGUGUAUGUCGUACCUGACGGCGAGACGAGGAAGGUCAAGCACCUUCGCGUCUUCUUUGUCACGGCCGCCUGGAGUAUCUUCGCUUACAUUUGGCUCUACCUGAUCCUGUCCGUGAUCUCUCCUGGAGUUGUGCAGGUGUGGGAGGGCCUGCUCACUUUCCUCUUCUUUCCUAUUUGCGUGGUGUUUGCCUGGGUGGCUGACCGCCGCCUGCUGUUUUACAAGUAUGUGUACAAGCGUUACCGCACUGGCAAGCAGCCACGGAUGAUCAUCGAGACAGAGGGCGAUCGUCCACUUCCUUCCAAGGUGGACAUUGAGAUGGAUGGGAAGAUGCUGAACUCUCAUGGUGUUGACUUUCUGGAUGGGCCUCUUGGCUUAGACAUUGAUGAGAAGGAUCUGGAUGAGGAGGAGACUCGCCGAGAUAUGGCUAAGAUCCUGAAGGAGCUCAAACAGAAACACCCUGACAAGGAGGUGGAACAACUCAUUGAGCUUGCCAACUACCAAGUUCUGAGCCAGCAGCAGAAAAGUCGAGCUUUCUAUCGAUGCCAAGCCACCCGGCUGAUGACAGGCGCUGGCAAUAUUCUGAAAAAACACGCUGCCGAUCAGGCACGGAAGGCCGUCAGCAUGCACGAGGUUCGCUCUGACGCUGGUGAUAACGAUCCCAUCUCUAAGAUCUAUUUCGAACCAGGUUCAUACCAGUGUCUUGAGAAUUGUGGCACCGUGGCUGUGAAUGUGGCGCGGCGAGGCGGCGACCUGGGCAAAACUGUCUCCGUGGAGUACCGGACCGAAGAUGGCACGGCCAAUGCUGGCUCUGACUACGAGUUCACCGAGGGGGUGGUGGUGUUCAAGCCUGGUGAGACGAUGAAAGAGAUCCGCGUAGGCAUCAUUGAUGACGACAUAUUUGAAGAGGACGAAAACUUCCUCAUUCACCUUUCGAGUGUCAAGGUGUUGACGUCAGAAGGGGAGGAGCCGGAGGAAGGUGAAUCGGCGAACCACGUAGACUCUGUGGCAUGUCUCGGCAUUCCCUCCACAGCGACCGUUACCAUAUUCGACGACGACCACGCUGGUAUCUUUACGUUCGAGGAGCCUGUUUGCCACGUCAGUGAGAGCAUCGGCACAAUGGAAGUGAAGGUGCUGAGAACAUCCGGGGCGCGAGGUGUGGUCAUGCUGCCAUAUAAAACGGUUGAAGGAACAGCCCGCGGUGGUGGAGAAGACUUUGAAGACACUCAUGGCGUCCUGGAAUUUCAAAAUGAUGAAAUCUUUAAAACCAUCAAGGUGAAAAUAAUUGACGACGAGGAGUACGAGAAGAACAAAACCUUCUACAUUGAGAUUGGGGAACCUCACCUGGUCGAGAGCAAUGACACCAAAGGUCAGAAAGAGGAGGAAAAGCAGGAGGAAGAGCGAGAGGAAGAGGAGCCACUGACAAAAAAGGAUGAAGAGGAGCGACGCAUAGCAGAAAUGGGCCGCCCCAUGCUGGGUGAUCAUCCCAAACUGGAGGUUGUUAUUGAGGAAUCGUAUGAGUUCAAGAACACAGUGGACAAGCUCAUAAAGAAGACCAACCUGGCCCUGCUGGUAGGAACCAACAGCUGGAGAGACCAGUUCAUAGAAGCCAUCACUGUAAGCGCAGGCGAAGACGAUGACGAUGAGGAGUGCGGUGAGGAGAAACUGCCCUCGUGCUUCGACUACGUCAUGCAUUUCCUCACGGUGUUUUGGAAGGUUCUGUUCGCCUUCGUGCCACCCACUGAUUACUGGAGCGGUUGGGCCUGCUUCGUCGUCUCCAUCUGUAUGAUCGGACUCCUCACCGCUGUCAUUGGGGAUCUGGCUUCUCAUUUUGGCUGCACAGUGGGCCUGAAAGACUCUGUCACAGCUGUUGUAUUUGUUGCACUGGGAACUUCUGUGCCAGAUACAUUUGCCAGUAAGGUGGCUGCUAUCCAGGACCAGUACGCAGAUGCAUCCAUUGGUAAUGUGACAGGCUCCAAUGCUGUCAAUGUUUUCCUGGGCAUCGGGGUGGCGUGGUCCAUUGCUGCCAUCUACCACAACAGCAAGGGGGAGGACUUUAAAGUGGAUCCAGGCACUCUGGCUUUCUCCGUCACUCUCUUCACCAUAUUUGCCUUUAUCGCCGUCGGCACUCUGAUGUACCGGCGGCGACCAGAGAUUGGCGGAGAGCUUGGCGGGCCCCGGACUGCGAAGGUCCUGACCACCAUGAUGUUCGUCAGCCUGUGGCUCCUCUACAUUCUCUUUUCGUCACUGGAGGCCUAUUGCCACAUCCAAGGCUUUUAAGAUGAUAGGAAAUGACAAAGGGAAGGAUGGGAAAGGACAACGACAAGAUGGAAGAAACCGGGGAAAAGUGAAUUAAGGAAAGGUUUUGGAUAAGGCUGUUUUGCUUAUCUAUUCCUCCUUCCCCUUUGUGCAAUACAUUGAAUGGCAAAUGAAUGGAUGGAUUUGGAUGUACAGAUGAGGGACUUUUAGAUGCAUUAAAGCAUCUAAAAACAAAAUGGAAGGAAGCACAGAUGCAUGGAACGAUAAACACGAGAAUCAUAGCAGCUAGAUAAGUUACUCAGAAGAAAAUGAGGGCAAAAAGGGAUUAAAGUAAUUUUUGUCUCAUACCACAAAUGCAGGCUCAUCAAGUUGUCAAUUCAAGUUUUAACGGCAUAUCUCUAGAAUUGUAAACACAUACAUGCUAAUAAACAUAUUUUUUUCUGUUUUUUUUUUUUUUUACCUGGAUGCAGCUCAAAAAACUGGAGGUGUGCUUAAACAAGGGCAAUCACUUCUUCAGUUGGAGCCGCCCGUCUUUGGUGUCCAGAUACAAAAAUAUUGUUAUCUACAUGCAUGACCAGACAACACUCGAAACACAAUCAGAAUGGUUCAUUGUCACAUCUGUUUACUGACAACAAACUGAGUUUGCUGGCGUGUGACGAUGUGUUUGUGCUUGUGUGCCGUGGAAGGAUGGUGAAAUACUGUGAAAAAAAGCCUCUCGUUUUUUUUUUUUUGCUGCGUGAGACUAAAUGCUUUCAAAUUUGAAGUCUUCUCUGACUCUCAUUGUCUCAGCUUGUAGAAUUUGCUGAGUAGGACUCUGGGAUGGGAACGUUCAGUGUGGUAAAAUUGUUCAUCGUUGCCGAGGUCAGAGGUGUAAAUACUUGAAGCUGAACGUGCAUUGAAGCUUCACUGAUUUUUCUUCUGAAUGUCUUAGUUCUGCCCUGCGCUCCUGAACGGGCACUUGUUUUGUUGCUUUAAAUUGUAGAUAUAAAUGAUUUAAUAACCUAUUUAAAUGAAGAAGGGGUUAAUGUGCUUAUACCUUUAAAAAGGCCAUGUCUGUGAAGACAGGCAGGCCACUCUACCGUUUAAAACUGUUAGAGAAAUUAUAACCAUUACAUUGAAAACUAAGUUGAUCUUGCAUACUUUUUGUGCUGAUUUUCCACUAAGAUUACUACAAUCAUUUUUUGAAUCAUAUCACUAAUACACACUUUAAAAGAUGUAUAAACAUUUCAUAGCAGUUUCUGCUAAACCCGACUGGCAUUCUGUUAAUUGUCUGUUUUACUCGGGCACUGCUUGGUUGAACAAUUUCAGGCAACGUUCAGGUGUCACUUCUACCCAAAACUCUUAAGGGCUUCACAACAAACCACAACAAUUUUUAGACCCCAACCAUUAAAUUACAAUUGCUAGCAUAUCAGAAGUUCAAAUAAUGCUAAACCUCAUAUAGCAAUUUCUGUUUAUGGAACUUCAACGUCAAAAGAAAAACUAACAUAAGACUACACAAAAAAAAAGAUUUGCUCUUAAAAUUACAAAAAAAAAAAAAAACAAGUUGUCAAAACUAAUAAGUAUUGAUAAACUGCCCACUGUGGGACCAAGUUAUUCAGUUAGACCGUAUUCCUGGUGGGUUCAUUUUCCAAUGACUACAAAUUGCAUAAAACUCCAAAAAGUAAAAUCUAUUUUGUUCUUUCCUUUCCACCUCUGUUCGUAAAUAAUUUUUAAAUUUUCUUUUCUUCAAGCUCAUAUUUUGUUUAGAACUACAUUCUCUGAUUUACUCUUUCGUGUCAAACUUUCAAAACAAUUUUCACUUCAUACCAACCUCCAACAUAAAAGCCAUCAAAAAGAGGAAAAGCUGAUAAAGUAUUUGCAGUUUGUGCUGAAGUCAGCCUCUAAUACAAGUCAGGGUGAAUUCUCCUACUACAAAAAAACUCUAUAAGGACAUCUUUUAUUGGACAUCUUUCAUAUAAACCCUUUGUUUGACAAGCUUGAAGAAAAUGGAGUAAAACCAAAGGUUAGGAAGAUAGUUCUGUUCCAAACUCUUAAAUCAUGUGCAUUUACCCAACCUCUGAUAAACUGAGUCUUGUGCCAAAACAUGAGUUUAACACAUGAACCACACUCAUAAAGUUCGUUGUUCAAACCAAGCAGUGUUAUCAAAAAUAUUUUAAAGAUGAUUUUAGUGUAGUUCAACUAUCAUACUUGGAUAAGAAAAACGAUCAGAGGUCCUGUCAGGUUUGCACUGAUAUAAUUAUGCCUUACUGGCAUCCAAGUAUAAGCUUUGGGAGUUUGUUUAAACACUUUCUUAAUAACUUGAUUGUCAAUAACUGUGACACUAUUGCCAUCUAUCCUGGGUGGAGUGUAUUAAACGAUUCCAUCAGGCUUUAUGUUACAAAGAAGAAAUGUUCUUGUUCCAAAACGCUUCAAGGUAAUUCAAUAUCAGUUUGCUUUUAGCUGAAAUUUGAGCCAGUUUCACCACUCAGCGAUUUUAGGGUGGGGGAGGGGCCCGACGGCAGUGGUCUCCAUCUAAAAAUGACUGGGAAUCACUGAAAAUACAAUUGGAGAUUGUGAAAACAUUUUUUAAUAUAGUACCUAUCAAGCCUUGUUGAAACUGUAGGUACAAAAUGUUUUAAUGAGAAGUCAAACAAAACUUUAUUGAAACAUCACAUUGGCAUCAAACGAAGCAAAGCAAAAAAAUAAAAAUAAAAACAGAUUAAAUCUUCAGUUUUGACUGUGAGAAGUCCAGACUUGAGACUGUUAUUUUAUUCAUUCAGCUACAACUACAAAGAACUCAGCGUACGCAAACUUGUACUAUAGCACUAUUGUAUGCAACUGAAUUGGCUUGUAUUUCCCUUAUCAUGUAUUGUUUUCUAUUUAAUGUAUAAUUAGUAUUUUAAAUGUCAUCUGUAAAAUAACUUGUCUGGACUAGAUGUGUAACAUUGUAAACUUUGCAGUGGUCUAGUUACAAACACCUUGCAGUGCUGGUGAGAGUAAACCUAAACAGAGGCCUCUUAUGGACAAUUUUGGGAAAUCCAAAGUGCUAUGAAGAUUGAUGUUUAUUUUAACUGCUUUAAGUUUUAUAAAAUUAUUGACCAUAGGUGUGGAUAAUGACACAAGAAUGCACAUUUCAGAAGAUGAUGCUACAUGGAUCAAUCCAGUAUAAUGACUGCUUUUGCAAACAAUUGUUUAUAUUACAAAGAAAAUAAUCUUUUGACAGUGAAACUCUAAUCUUUUAUUAUUGCAUUUGACAAACUCUAAUUAUAUGACUUUUUAUAAAAGAACUGUUUUCAUAUGAUUUAUUUCGAUUGUGUCAAUUUCCCCAUUUUGCCAAAAAAGAAAUAUAUCAGAAAAUAAUAGCAAUCCUAUAUUUAAGCAGGUUUUCUCUUUUUGUUUUGUUUUUCUCUCUUAAAAUGCCACCAUUUUCAUUGACAAUCUAAUCAAAACAAAAGCCUUGCUGAUUGAAUCUAACCCAAAUGUUUAAUUUUAAUUUGUCUUUUCACUGACGUGGAGUUGAGGGUUUAUACACUGUAAAAAGUUAUGUUAGUAAAAAAAAAAUUAAAGAAACGACAUCCAUUUGGACAAACUUUAAUGGAGCAUAAUUUGUCUAGACUUUUGCAAAUUUCCGUUGAGUUUACCUUUAAACUUGUCUGCUACUUGAGUUGUUACGAUAAGCUUUAUAGGCAGGUUCAGAAUUUCGCAGUAAUGUAAUUGUUUGCAUCAAGUCAAUUUAGAAGCAAACUUUUUUCGUCGGUUAGCAACACACCGCUGAUACGAAGCUAACGGCAGAUUAUCGACAUCUGUUGACAGGAUUUUAACCAAGAAUGGAAGCAACAGCUAAUAAAAGUUAGCUGCAACCAGCAUGUUUUGCUUGCUUUACCAACUAUGAUUGUCAAUGCAAAACAGGAUCUUUUUUUUUUUUUUUUUUGUAAUGCAUCUUAACCCUGCUAAGAAUAACAUUUUAAUUUAGCUUCUGGUCUUGGUUUGGACUUCUGCAUGCAGAAAAGUCACCACUGCAAUAUGUAGAAACACUCAAAGUAAUGAAGGAAUGGGCGAGAGCCUUUGUUAAUCAGUGGUGGAGGUUUUAAAAUGAAGUGAGCAAGGUUUGACGGGAAGCAAAAGCAUUGCACUGGUUCUUGUUGCUUAUGUGAAGCGGCCGUGAUGAUUCACUCAGAGUUUGUUUUUUGAUGUAGACAACAUUUUUUUUUGUUUUGUUCGACUACAGUAAUAAUGUUCCUGUAAAAAGAAAAAAAUUAUAAUAAUCCAGUGGUGUUGAAUCCCGUUGUGAAUCAUUAACAAUGUUACUUCUAAUGUAAAAGUUGAUGAAAAUGUCUUUGUUGCAUCGUUCGCGCUUUAACUGACUCCGUCGGACAGACUGGGACAUAAAUGCAAAAUGAGAUUGUCGAAUGAGGAAAUGGAAGGACGCAUAUCCCUGCUGAGCAAAAUGUACUGCUGGCAACGAAAAAAGAAGGGGGGGCAUUACCAGAGCUGUUCUCUACCUUUAACUACCAUUUUAACAAUAUAAUGUUAAGAAGAAGAUUGAAGAUAAAGGAAUACAAGGACGCAUAGUAGAGAAUAAAAAUAAUGAUGAUAAUAAUAAUAAUAAAUGAAGUUACAGCCAUACAUAGAUUUCUGGGUCAGUGAGCUAAAAUGGACUCCUCCUGCCCAGCAUGUGUAUUGUUACGGUGUCUUAUCUGUCCCUGUGUCUUCUUCCCUUUCUUUCAACUAUUUUUUUCUCAAUCUCCUCUGCUGCCAAAUUAACUAAAACAGGCAGUAAUACUUCUGUUCUGUAUUUGUCACCCCCCCAAAAAAACCAAUUCUACCUUCUGUCUCCCAAUGCCAUGUUUUCCAUAAUUUGGAAUGUCAAUGUGCUACUUGUUGACACUGUGCAUGAAUGAUAUCAUGUCUGUAUAUAGUGUUAGAGAAUUGUAUCCCAUUCCCAUGGUCUUUGACAGAAAAAGGUUUGAAUGUUGUACAGAAUAAUAUGUUUUUUAGUUUAUCUUAUAUUCUAUUUAGUUACAUUUGGUGUGUAGAGCUUAACAUUGGGUUUUUAAUUCAAACGAAGCUGCAAAGCCUUUUUGUUCUGAUGUAAAUGCACAUUACUUUCUGUGUUAAAAAGGCAAUAUCUGCUGUUAUUGAAUGAGAGAGAUAUUAAAGGAGUUAUGUAUCUUAAAUAAAUCUAUAUGGGAUCUGCAUGGGUUAUUUAUAUAAAAAUAAAAGAGAAGAAAAGGGGUAAAAAAGAGUGCUUGCUACUUUUAUUACUUUGGCUGUAUUCUCUGAGGAUAAGGAAUACUGUGUGUAUAUCUAAAGGUUAUUUUGUCUUUAAAGGAAAUAUUAUGUAUAUAAUGUACAGUGUUAUCAGUGAGAUGGACUAUAUGGCCGUCACACUAACCAUAGAGAUUAAUCCUACAUAUUUAUUUAGAAGGAAAACACUCACUACACUCAAGAAUGACAUAUAUUGCCUUUUUGGAGAAGUUUCAAACUUGUCUAUUUCUGCCUUGUCUUUCUUCUCCUUUUUUCCACUUCUUCAAUCUUAAUUCUUCCUUCUCAUUUUUUCUGCUUUCUCCUUUUUUCCCCUUUUGGAGAGAUGCUUUAAAUGGGUGAGUGAUUUCAAUUUAUUUUGAGUAGCCUAUGGUUGCUUUCAGCGCUGAGUCAGCAGUAUCUUUGUGCCGACUGGUGUCCACCCGUAAUACCUUUUGUUUGUCAGUAUCUGUAGUUGCGCACAAUAAAUUUGUCCUCAUCAGUCUUUCUGUCUCAAAGAAUCGUUUGCAUAUUUUUAAGUUACCAUCUGCCAGUUUCUUAACGGUUUGUCAUUUUUUUUCUUGGUUUCUAAAUCCCUCUUUUUAUAUAUAUAAAUUUUAAUCUAACCCUUCCUCUCCGCCAAAGCAUCUUUUUUUUCCUUUUCAGCUAUCUUUCUUUUAAUCUUCCUCUUUUGUUCUUCUUUUAGCUCUCACAGGGUGGAUUUUAGUCAUUUGCUGUGUCUUUUU
Molecule: messenger RNA, 9344 nt
Organism: Austrofundulus limnaeus
Lineage: Eukaryota; Metazoa; Chordata; Actinopteri; Cyprinodontiformes; Rivulidae
Product: sodium/calcium exchanger 1
Exons: 11
Coding region: 547-3396 (949 amino acids)
Biological process (GO): calcium ion import across plasma membrane; sodium ion transmembrane transport; cell communication
Cellular component (GO): axon; sarcolemma; postsynapse
Molecular function (GO): calcium:sodium antiporter activity
Source: RefSeq, a predicted model, not a curated record